This is a messenger RNA of Magallana angulata, 778 nucleotides long. RefSeq names its product alkaline phosphatase, tissue-nonspecific isozyme-like. Lineage: Eukaryota; Metazoa; Mollusca; Bivalvia; Ostreida; Ostreidae. The transcript has 6 exons. Gene Ontology annotation, biological process: dephosphorylation. Bases 14 to 778 code for a protein of 254 amino acids. Gene Ontology annotation, molecular function: alkaline phosphatase activity. The record is from RefSeq and is a predicted model, not a curated record.
AACAACAACCACAAUGCCUCCGCCUAAGUAUUGGAUCAUUCUUGGUUUAAGUUUACAUAUUUUUUUCGUAGAUAAAGAAGUUAAAGCACAGUCUCCCUGGGGGGAUAUUGCGCAGACGGAACUGGAUGAGGCACUCCGAGUAACUGCCAACACUAAUGUUGCUAAGAACGUCAUUGUGUUCCUAGGAGACGGGAUGAGCAUCUCCACGGUAACGGCCUCCAGGAUUCUUCAAGGUCGUCUGAAGGCAGAGCUAGGGGAGGGAAACUAUCUAGCAUUCGAAAAGUUUCCAAAUUCAGGCCUGAUAAAGACAUACUGUAAUGAUCAAACAACGCCCGAUUCAGCCUCCACCGCCACCGCCAUCUUGUGCGGGGUCAAAACAAACGCCCGCACACUCGGGGUCAAGGACAGCGCUGUGCUUGGUAACUGUACGUCACAGGCCGGUAAUGAAGUGAAUAGUAUUCUGGAUUGGUUCAACGCUGAUGGUAGAUCCACAGAUAUCGUAACGACAGCCAGGAUCACACACGCCACCCCCGGGGCUGGCUACGCCCACUCCGCUGAUAGGGAUUGGGAAGGAGACUCGGAGAUGGAGGGGGUGACCGGGGGAUGUAAGGACAUCGCCUAUCAGUUGGUUAAAGAAAAUCAACACAUACAGGUACUCUUUGGGGGUGGUCGCUAUUAUUUCCUUCCGAAUACUACAAAUGAUCCUAAACAUGGCGACAAAAAUGUGAAAAAACAGAGGAGGGACGGGUUAGAUCUAACCAAGUUUGAUAUUUUGUAA